AUGCCGGGCCCAUCCCAAAAACCAGUCGCUACAGCAUUGCUCAAUCUCGACCGUGAGAUCAAAACGGCUUCCGAGGAGAGAAUCCGCGCCCUUUUGAUGUCUAUCUGCAGUGAGAUCCCAGCAGCACACAGAAAAGCCGUGAAAGAGCUGUUUGUAGACAGCUCUGUUGUCCAGCACAUCCCUGGACAAAUCGCAGGAACCAAGCGUCCUGUUGCGCGCUACGAACGGUGUGGAAAUUGCAAGCAAGAAUUCGAUGUUACAGAAAACUCGAAGACUAGUUGUCGAUAUCAUCCCGAAGAUGCAUACCCGGAUGAAGACCUCUUUCCGGAUAAUGAUGAACCGUUGGCGAUACUGAAUAAUGAUGACACUCGCAAAUAUCAUCCGGAGAAAUUCACCUUUGAAUGUUGUGAGGGGAAUUUAAGGGAUGAUCUUGGAUGCGAGGUGGAUUGGCACCGGUCGCUGCAAACAGCGGGCAUCUCGAAAAGAACGAGAGUCAACGAGGAAGAAGAUGACGAUCAGGGUUCUUCGGAAUAUGAAUCAGAGUAG
Penicillium maclennaniae is the source of this 546-nucleotide messenger RNA. RefSeq lists its product as uncharacterized. The record is from RefSeq and is a predicted model, not a curated record. The transcript has 2 exons. NCBI's taxonomy places the organism in Eukaryota, Fungi, Ascomycota, Eurotiomycetes, Eurotiales, Aspergillaceae. Bases 1 to 546 code for a protein of 181 amino acids.